This is a messenger RNA of Glossina fuscipes, 1386 nucleotides long. RefSeq names its product tRNA pseudouridine synthase A (gene Pus1). The record is from RefSeq and is a predicted model, not a curated record. Gene Ontology annotation, biological process: mRNA pseudouridine synthesis; tRNA pseudouridine synthesis. The transcript has 4 exons. Gene Ontology annotation, molecular function: RNA binding; pseudouridine synthase activity. Gene Ontology annotation, cellular component: nucleus. Lineage: Eukaryota; Metazoa; Arthropoda; Insecta; Diptera; Glossinidae. Bases 67 to 1386 code for a protein of 439 amino acids.
GGAUAAAGGCGAGUACACGUGUGUACACUUUAGUAAAUCGAAGUGUAUUCUUGUAUUAUUGGUUAAAUGCUAUUAUUUGGAAAGCUAUUGAGGAAUUUAAAGGCAGAACGCCUAAGCCGGAUAGAUAUCGCUUGUCAUUCAAUUGAGCAUACGAAAGGUUUCGCUGCGGCAAUGGCUGAAGCUUUGGAAAAGUUAGAACAACAAAAACGCAUCGGAGAAGAAGAACGAAAAGUGGCAGAAGCGUCAGUAAAUGAGAUGAAAAAGUUGAAACAAAAAUUAAAACGUAGAAAAUGGGUGAAUUGGGAAACUGAAGAUGAACGGAAAUGUACUGAGGCGAAAAGAGCGGCAAUUGAUUCUUCAGUUGAAAAAAUAAAACGUAAGAAAUGUGCAAUUUUGUUAAGCUAUUCGGGAGCGAAUUACUACGGAAUGCAACGUAAUCCUGGAAUGGAGACAAUAGAAGAAGAAUUAUUCAAAGCUCUUUUGAAACAUAAAUGGAUAUCGAAUGACGCUUAUGGCCAGGCACAAAUGGCUUCUUUUCAAAGAGCUGCUCGGACUGAUAAAGGAGUUUCUGCCGCACGGCAAGUGUGCUCAUUAAAAUUGCCGGAAGCUUUGAAUAUCAAAGCUUUCAAUGACGAUUUACCUGAGCAAAUACGCCUUUUUGCCGUAGAGCGCGUUACCAAGGGAUUCAAUGCUAAGGGCCAAUGUGAUGCUCGUACUUAUACCUAUACGAUGCCAAGUAUAGCCUUUGCUGAUUUUGAAGCGAAUGCCAAUUACGAAACUUUUCGCUUAUCAACAGAGCAAUUGCUGAAAGCUAAAGAUAUCUUACAGAAAUUUGAGGGUACAAAAAAUUUUCACAAUUUCACAAGUCGCAAAAACUACUUUGAUCCAUCAUCUAAACGAUUUAUAAUGUCUUUUACAUGUUCCGAUCCUUUCCUGAGCCCUCACAAUGCAGAAUUUAUAACUGUCAAGGUAAAAGGGCAAAGUUUUAUGUUACAUCAAAUUCGUAAAAUGGUUGGUCUAACAGUCGCUAUUGUACGCGGUCACACAGACUUCUCAACGUUAAACAAAGCUCUCUCUGAGGAGAGAUUAGAUUUACCUAUGGCUCCUGGUCUGGGUUUGGUACUAGAUACAGUCCAUUACGAACGUUACAAUGAACGUUACGGGAAGGAUGGCAUACACAAUCCCUUAACUUGGGAAAAUCAUGAACAGGAAAUUCAACAAUUUGUAGAGCAAAAAAUCCUUGCAAAUAUUUAUGAAACGGAGUAUAAAGAGAAGCCGCUAUUAAAUUGGCUUGAAACACUGCCAUUACAUAGUUACGAUGUGCGAAAUGACGAAAACCCUCCUUCAUCUGAGGAUAAGUCCAAUAAAGAAGAAAAAGAGGAGUAA